AUGCCUCCGUUCCGGGCCCGGCGAGCCACAGGGAGCUUCUGCUUGGCUGACACCUGGGAGCUUGGUGCAGGCGCUGGGGGGCGCCUAACAGCCUCCCCUCUCGUCCCACACCCAGAUCUCUCCCGGAACCGCUUUGCCGAAGUGCCCGAGGACGCCUGCCACCUGGUCUCCUUGGAAGGGCUGAGUCUGUACCACAACUGCCUGCGGAGCAUCCCGCCGGCCAUCGCCAACCUGCAGUCCCUCACCUACCUGAACCUCAGCCGGAACCAACUCACCUCCCUCCCGCCCUGCCUCUGCCGCCUGCCCCUCAAGGUCCUCGUCGCCACCAACAACAAGCUGGCCUCGCUGCCCGACGAGACGGGCUCGCUGAGCAACCUGCGCCAGCUGGACGUGAGCUGCAAUGAACUCCAGGCUCUGCCGGCCAGCAUGGGCCGGCUGGAGUCCCUGCGAGAUCUGAACCUGCGGAGGAACCAGCUAACCGCCCUGCCCGAAGAGCUGUCGGAGCUGCCCCUGGUCCGCCUGGAUUUCUCCUGCAACCGGGUCGCCCGCAUCCCCGUCUGCUACCGGCACCUCCGGCACCUGCAGACCAUCCUGCUGGACAAUAACCCCCUCCAGUCGCCGCCCGCGCAGAUCUGCCUGAAAGGCAAAAUCCAUAUCUUCAAGUACCUCAACCUGGAAGCCUGCAGCAAAACAGGGCCUGACCUGGCCGACUUCACCCGGCCCACCCGGCCCACCGGCUUUGGCACCUGCCUCUCCGACGAGUUCUACCCCGGCCGGCAGUACGGCGGCUUGGACUCAGGCUUCAACAGCGUCGACAGCGGCAGCAAGCGGUGGUCUGGGAACGAGUCCACAGACGAGUUCUCCGACCUGUCGUUCCGCAUCGCGGAGCUGGUGCGUGAUCCCCGCCAGCUGAAGGAGAAGCAGGACCGGGCAGCCAAUGGAGAGCUGGAGCAGAUCGACUUCAUCGACACCAGCGUGGAGGAGGAGGAAGCGGCCAAGCUGGAGAGCAGUUCGCAUGCCGUGGCCCCGGCAGAGGAGAAGCGGAGAGCAGAGAGGAGCCUUCCCCACAGAGCUGAUGUCGGGGAGAAGGUGCCGAACAGCAGGCCCAGCCCUCCGCAGGAAGAGCCCCCCGGCGAGGAGCGGAGGCGCCCCGAGACGCUGCAGAUCUGGCAGGAGAGGGAGCGGCAGCAGCACGCGUUGCGGAGCCAGGCGCUGGAGAAGCGGGACAGCCUGCUGAGGAUGGGGGCCAAAGGCAGCUUCGGCAGCGCACAGGGCCAGCGGCCAGCAAUGGCCCGUCGGAUGAGCAGCAGCCUGCCCCAGAGGAAGCCGAGGACCCAGGUCACAGAGCAGCCACCCGGUGUCCUCAGCCCGGCAUCCCCUGGGCAAAUGCCCCGGCAGCAGGAGUCGCUCCCCCCCGCAGGUCUCAGCCCCCUGGCACGGGAGCCCGGCUCGGCGCAGAAGCCCAGCAGCUUCCUCUUCCGCUCCUCGUCACGGACGGCCAUCAAGCCUGGCUCUGCCUGCACCCCCAACGACCCGACCGCCGACCCCAGCACCCCCUGCGGCUACGGCCAGCUCGCACGACCUGGACGAGAAGGACUUAACCAGUCCAGCUCCGCCAUUGAAUCGCGACUCAGCGUGACGCUGGCGGAGGACCUGGGAGAUGCCCUGGCCAAGGGGCCGUGCUGUGCAGAUGGUCAACCACCUGCGCACGCGCUCUGUGCCUUCAUCCACCCCCCUGCGCCCCCCAUCCCUCUCAACCUCUGCCUCCCACAGCCAAAGCUGAACAAGGUCAAAUGUCGGAAAAACGUGGAGAGCUUCCUGGAGGCCUGUCGCCGCAUGGGGGUCCCAGAGGUCGCCCUCUGCUCCGCCUCCGACGUGCUCCAGGGGGACGCCGGGCGGCUCCGGGGCACCCUGCGGGCUGCUGCACCCCGGAGCCGCGGAGGAGAGCCCUGCCGCUGCCCACGCGCGCCGCCCUGCCGGGCCCCUCGCCGGCUUCGCCUCUUCUAUGUCUCCGAAGCCCUGUGCCAGGCCCAGCACGCCUGGACGAGGAGAGCCUGGCGCCGCUGGCCGGACCGUCCAGGCCCUGCUGACUGUGGGCCAGCCCCCAAAGAAGCCGACGCCCCCGAGGGCACCUCCAGCAAGAUCUAA
Molecule: messenger RNA, 2148 nt
Organism: Gopherus evgoodei (Goodes thornscrub tortoise)
Lineage: Eukaryota; Metazoa; Chordata; Testudines; Testudinidae
Product: leucine-rich repeat and calponin homology domain-containing protein 4-like
Exons: 20
Coding region: 1-2148 (715 amino acids)
Molecular function (GO): protein binding
Source: RefSeq, a predicted model, not a curated record